AACACUUCUGAGUUCUGAAUGUGAAAGUGCUUCUAUGUUUAUUGAAGUCAGUCGAUUUUGAUCCAGGGAUAUUGAUGUUAAACCAUACGGCCAAGGCUCAGAGAUAGAUAACCUCAUUCACCCACUGCCAAACAAACAUGACGGACAUAGAAUUUGACGAUGAGGGAUGGUCCGCCAUUCACCACUGUGUGGCAGCAGAGAAAGAGCUUUUAAUGUCGAUAGAAAAGUUUGUAACGAGCAACGAAGAGUUUCUUGAAUGCGAGACAAAAGAUCGGUUUCAUCGGACACCACUUCUGCUUGCUGUGGCAAAAGAUAAAACAAAAAGUGUUGAAAAACUACUAGAGUUAGGGGCUCGCAUCACGGCACUGGACGCAUACAACCAUGGGGUUGUAGAAAUAUGUGCCAUGACUGACAAUCUAGAAAUGCUGAGUCACUUUAUUGAAAUGAAUAAUCCCGAGCUCGCUGUUUGGAAGCGACUCAUCAAGUUUUUGUCAGCGGACACAGACGAAGAAUCUGAAAAGGCAGCUAUUAUACUGGAUAAAAUCACCAAAGAGCAAGAUGGAGAAGUUGUGAAUGAGAAAACUUAUUGGGAACCUUUUGUUCAAGCCUCUGGCGUGUCUGCUGUUAUAAAAGUGUGCAAGUCCGCUGCAGGAGACACUGUUAAAGUUCGCAACCUGCACAUUCUGAACAACAUUAUUCAUCACCCUGUGGUGCCAGGAAUUCUGGCCAAAGCUGGCGGUAUCAAAAUCCUAAUUUCACUGGUCACGAAAAACUUGAAAGGGGCCUCUGUUCCAGUGCUUAACAUUAUAAAAGAAGUCUUGUUUUCCAACCCAGAAAUGGCAGGACAAGUUUGUGACGCAGGGUUUCUACCAAUUGCAGUAAAACUAAUGAGCAGCCCUGAAAAGCUGGCCGUAGAAUCUGUUGCAAACGUGGUUGAAUCAGUUGGAGCAAUUGCAUCAUCAUCACCAGCAAUGCAGAAGACCGUUGGAAUGACUUCCCUCAUCUUUAAAUCCCUUCUUGGUCUCUUUCAAGUACAGGAGCUGCAAACUUCCGUGAGGUUGCUGUCAGCGCUUACAAACACCACCAGGAAACUUGUAUCAGGAAAUAAGGAAAACCAGACUGAAUGUAUUGACUGUGAAGGGGCUGCACCACUUAUAAUGGUUUCAAGGGCAAAUAAAUACAGAGACCUGCAGACUAGUGCUAUUAGGGCACUUUAUGAGUUAUCAUUAGAUAACAUCUACGCGUCCAACAACAUAUUAGAGGAAGGGGCAGUUUUGCCAUUAAUGCAAAUACUAAAGAAAAGUCGUGCUUUAUCUUUGCAAGAAGCUAUUUCUCUUACACUGUGGUCGUUGGCUGGUCCGGAUAUUAACAAUAAAAGAUCAAUGGCAUCUAUGAUGGGUGUAAAUCUUCUAAUUGAGUUUCUUGGAGCUGCUGGUCCAAGUGCAGAGAAUCUUAACUACAUUGGUGCAGAAGGAUUAGGCGUACUUGCCCAGGGGGCUCAUAACAAACAGAUGGCAAUUGCCGAAGCAAAUGGAAUACAACCCCUAGUGAGACAACUUAGAUCCGCAAGCACUAAUGUUGUAACAUCUGUUAUACAAACCUUACGACACCUGUGUAUUGGAAUAGGUUAUGUAACCAACACGGCAAACCAAACUACAAUUGCUCAAUCUCGUGGCCUUAAAUUCCUUGUAGCUUUAAUGGCGCACUCUAAAGCUGAGAUGAUACAAGUUGAAGCAGCUCUUACACUUGCUGCCAUUGCACUUGGCCACAGUGAAAACAUAGCAAGCCUAGAAGAAAAUCCUGAUUUUACCUUUCUACACAUUAUAAGGCUCUUGUAUUCCAACAAUGAUAAAGUUGGCAUCCUGGCAGGCACAGCGCUUGCUACAUUUUCAUUCAACAAUGUUUUACAACAGAAAGCCAUAGCAGAGUGUGGGGGCGUAAGAUGGCAUAACUUUGCUCCACACUUAACCAGCAAGGAUGACAUUGCUGCAAUUAAUGCAGCUUUUCAGGCUGUUGUUCUGUCUCGUAUAAUACCUGAUGAGGAACCAGCUGUGUCAUCAGCCGAAGGGAUUAAAGAACUUGUUAAUCGACUCGAACACACCAAGAAAGAUCAUUCAAAAGCUUUAGCUGCAGAUUGCAUAGCCAGGCUGUCGCAUACCAGAGCAGGUGUUCCUUCUGCUAUGGUCUCAAUCAAUGUGAUUCCACAUUUGUGUAAACUACUGGAACCACAAAAUGAUCAGGUCCGUGGUGCAGUAGCUGUCGCGCUCGGUUACCUUAGCUUUGACCACAAGGGGGAGAGAGAGAUCUUGAGAAUGUGCCGAGAAAAUCCUCACUUUAUUCAUGUCCUCAAAUAUUACACAAAGAACUACAAACUGUCGCCUGCAUUUCUUGAGGCUUGGCAACAUUGUGUACAUGUUGGCUUGCCCUGUACUAUGUCAAAAGAGAAUCAGAACGAUUUCAUUCAAACUUUAAGCCAGAGUUUCACUGGAGCUUUUAUGAAACCACCUAAAGAUCUCUCCCCAUCUAUUCUCACUCUUACUGAAGAUGCUGGGGGCUCCAGGUCACACAGUCAUCAUCAAAGUUCUCGUGCGUCACAACUGUUAGCGACAAUCCACGAUGACAUGUCGCAACUUCAUGGUCGGUCAACUCACUCGUCACGCUUCACUCGACAUUCACACUUGACUGCAUCUGUGCAACAGCACCACCCAGGGAGCAAAAAGAGCUUUUCCCCGCUGUCGCAAGAUGUAGGUCCGAGUAUUAGUCAACAGUCACAGUUGCCACGAAUUACAUCUGGGCAAAGUUAGACAUUAAACUAGUUAAUUGGGGUAAAACACUUUUGAGAAAUCAAAAUCAAGAGUUCCUUAGUGUUUUACGGUAAGGGGGCUUGUACAGAAAAGUUUUGUUAUGUUUUGACACAAAAGUAUUUCUCUUCUCAUUGUUUUUUAAAUAACAUGAUCUUCACUAUCGUUUUCGAAAAGAUAAAUAAAAAUACUGUUGUGUUUGGUAAGUAUGGAAAUACUUCCAUAAAGCCAUGAGGCAUUAUCUUGUCCUUUACUUUAUUUCACUGUGUAGAUUAGAAUCACAUUUAUCACCAUUUUUGACAUUGCCAAAAUGUUUUGUGUAUAUACUCAUACCAUUUUCUAGUUAUGUCUUCUUUGUUGUAUUAAAAGUGUAGAAAAAUAAAAUUAAAAGUUCUUCAACAUUU
This is a messenger RNA of Ciona intestinalis (vase tunicate), 3205 nucleotides long. The record is from RefSeq and is a predicted model, not a curated record. NCBI's taxonomy places the organism in Eukaryota, Metazoa, Chordata, Ascidiacea, Phlebobranchia, Cionidae.